Fulmarus glacialis (Northern fulmar) is the source of this 1101-nucleotide messenger RNA. RefSeq names its product cGMP-dependent protein kinase 2-like. The coding region runs from base 31 to 879 and encodes 282 amino acids. The transcript is spliced from 8 exons. Gene Ontology annotation, molecular function: cGMP-dependent protein kinase activity; ATP binding. The record is from RefSeq and is a predicted model, not a curated record. Gene Ontology annotation, biological process: protein phosphorylation. Lineage: Eukaryota; Metazoa; Chordata; Aves; Procellariiformes; Procellariidae.
AAAGUGAAAAAUGAGAACAUAGCUUUUGCUAUGAAGUGUAUAAAGAAGAAACUCGUAGUGGACACCAAACAACAAGAGCAUAUCUAUUCUGAGAAGAAAAUCCUCGAGCAGAUAUGUUCUCCAUUCGUUGUAAAACUAUAUCGCACAUUCAAAGAUAGUAAGUAUGUAUACAUGCUACUGGAGGCUUGCCUUGCAGGGGAAUUGUGGAGCUUGCUGAGAGACAGAGGCAGCUUUGAUGAAGGCACUACCAAGUUCUGUGUUGGGUGUGUGAUAGAGGCUUUUGACUAUCUACAUCACAUAGGAAUUAUCUACAGAGACCUGAAGCCAGAAAAUUUAAUUUUGGAUGCUGAAGGUUAUAUAAAACUGGUUGAUUUUGGAUUUGCAAAGAAGAUCGGAUCAGGGCAGAAAACCUGGACGUUUUGUGGAACCCCUGAGUAUGUUGCCCCUGAAGUCAUUCUGAAUAAAGGCCAUGACUUCAGUGUGGAUUUUUGGUCCCUUGGGAUUCUUGUGUAUGAACUCCUUACUGGCAGUCCACCAUUCUCUGGCGCUGAUCAGAUGAUGACAUAUAAUUUGAUUCUCAAAGGCAUUGAAAAGCUGGAUUUUCCUAAAAUAAUAACAAGGCGGCCUGAGGAUUUGAUCCGCAGACUCUGCAGGCAAAAUCCUACAGAAAGAUUAGGCAAUCUGAGGAAUGGAAUUAAUGACAUCAAGAAGCACAGGUGGUUGAGUGGUUUUAACUGGGAUGGUCUGAAAGUGAGGAAAUUAACAUCGCCUAUAAAAAGAGAGUUGUCUGGACCGACUGAUUACAGCUACUUUGACAGCUAUCCACCUGAAGAGGGAACCCCUCCAGAUGAACUUUCAGGCUGGGACAAGGAUUUCUGAUAUUUUUUUCUUCCAGGACAUUUAUAGAGACUCAUAAGCAUCAGUUCUAAACCUGCUCUCUUGUUUCUUGCUUAAAAUCAAAUUACACAAGGUUUGUGACAAACACAAUGUUCCUUGAAGGAUAGAAGACAGUACAGCAACCAGAAAUUGUUUGGAUAAUGCACCAAAGUCUGUGUGCGUCUCUUUGUAACAAGAGCAUGCAUUCAGUCAGCAGAUGUAACC